AUGAUUUCCACGCAAAGGGAUGGUAAAAGGAACCCUGAGGAGGACCCGUUCCUGAUACAAGAAAAGCAUGCAGUGACUUGCUCCCACCUAAUCGCUCAACAACGAAGGUUGUAUUGUAUUAUACUGGGACUGUUGACCUGCUUAGUGUUGAUAACUGUGGUAGCGGUGGUAGCCUGGAUCACCUCGUCACCACUGUUCCUUAGACCCCGACAUCAUUACUCACCCGCUGAAGCAGCUGUCCGAUACAAAGACACCAUCUUCUCCGCUAGUGGACUACAAGGAGCUCCAAGAACAAAGUACCAGGGCCCCCCGACAGACGAGUCAGAGCAGGCAUGGAAAGACCUCUACGACGUUGGAAUUAGCAAGAUCCCUUUUUCGGAGGCAAUCAAGCUAUCCAAUAAGACAGUCCCCUUUUUCGAGUACCCUGGUGAAUUCUACGUGCAGAUAGAUGUGUUUUAUCAGCUUCAUUGCUUGAACAGGAUUAGGCACUGGUUCUGGCACGCCGUGUCGCACGAGUCGAGUGUGGACAACCGCACCCAUGAUGAACCUGGCGCAGCUGAAACAAAAAGGAACGCCAUAGAGCAUGUUGAUCAUUGUAUUGAUUCGAUAAGGCAAAGCUUAAUGUGCGCAGCGGAUGUCACAGCACUUACAGGGUUUUGGAACGAAGAACAGCAGCUUGUUAAGGCCAAGCUGGAUGUGAUUCGCACCUGUCGGGACUUUGAGGCCAUCCGGGACUGGGGAAUGGAGCACCGUGCUCUGCAAUGGAAUCGGACGGUAUAUGUACCUAAUCCACUGGAUGGCUAUUUCGACUAG
Aspergillus pseudotamarii is the source of this 813-nucleotide messenger RNA. RefSeq names its product oxidase ustYa family protein. Lineage: Eukaryota; Fungi; Ascomycota; Eurotiomycetes; Eurotiales; Aspergillaceae. The coding region runs from base 1 to 813 and encodes 270 amino acids. The transcript is spliced from 4 exons. Gene Ontology annotation, biological process: mycotoxin biosynthetic process. The record is from RefSeq and is a predicted model, not a curated record.